Molecule: messenger RNA, 1092 nt
Organism: Penicillium taxi
Lineage: Eukaryota; Fungi; Ascomycota; Eurotiomycetes; Eurotiales; Aspergillaceae
Exons: 1
Coding region: 1-1092 (363 amino acids)
Source: RefSeq, a predicted model, not a curated record
AUGUGGUUCUAUCGGGGCGCGCAGUCCGCCGUCUUUUACUAUGCCACCUGCACGCCAUGUGCUAUGAGUGUUGACCGUCGGAAGCGGAAGAAGGACGCAGCUCGAGUCAAGCGUGAAAAACAACUGGAAUCACAAGUUAUCUGCGAUCAACCCCGGCCAUUCCCACAACCAACCGCAUUUAGCACAAACGAAGGAUGGCGCCAGGAAAUUGCCCUCGGUCCAGGACCUCCAACUCGCCGGGGAGGUAAUCGUAGUCAUCAAAGGACUAACAGCUGGAAAUCCGAUGAUAUGCUGAAUACAAAAGAAGAGAAGAGCUCGAAGCACUCUUUCGCCGGGAUGCGGUAUCAGCGUGAAGAUGAAAUACUCUGGGGCCAAGAAGUAGCAGGAUCUUCGAUUGGCUUCUCAGGACGUGGUCGUACAGAUAAGUAUGAACAGUCAAAAUACUAUGCUCCCAAUGUGCCUCCCGUCCAAGAUCCGACUCCGCCUAUUCUAUGUGGACCCCGCAGCCGAGCCGAAACCCGAUGGAUGCUUCAACCUCCCCCUAGCGCCAAAGUAAUGGCCGGAAAAGAGGAAUCCGUCUUCUCACCUGUUGAUAACGUUGGUGGUUUCUUUCCAGAACCACGUAACGUCCAAGCCAAUCACCGCCGGGAUGAGAAAUCCCUGGCACAAAUCACCCAUGAUAUAAGUAAUGGAAAUCUCAACGAUGAAUCUAUUGAACAUCAAUUACCUCGUCCACCAUCUAAUACUCACGAGCGUAAACGAUCUGGAAGCUUUGGUCAUGAAGAUUUGGAUCUACAUCGAUUUUCUCAAUCAGAUUCAAUGUUCUCCAUGCCCAACACUGAUGACCAGUCCUUCAGCGCCUCGUGGAAAUAUCCUCCCGAUACACCUACAACACGACCAGUUUCUAAAGAAACCCAAUAUGAAAGGGGCCUCGGGCGUCAACAUAUGGCUCAAGCUCUGUCUAUUGCAGCCAAAAACAGCAAGAACAAUGUCCACCUAUUACACCUAGAAAUCAACGAUGAUAUCGACGAUGAUCUCAGCCUCGGCGAGCUAGAACGUGUACGACCGUGGCGCUGGAGUAUGGACAUUUAG